CAGCAAUUGGCAUUUGAAAGAACGCUGAAAUUCGCUUCAAGCCAACACCGGAACAAAAUGAAUAGGCUGUCCUCCAUGCUUUUGGCAUUUGCCAUUUUCCAAUGCUCGUUCGUCUUCAGUGCUGCUGACAUCAAUUUAGGUGUCAGCGAUUUCAAAUGCCCAACAGGCCACAGCAUCUACCCGCAUCCUGAGCGGUGUGAACUGUACUACACCUGUUACAACACAGAACCCACUUACCUGUGGCAAUGUAGAUCCAAUUUGCUAUUUGACCUCGUCUAUGACGGCUGCAACUGGCCCGAUCAAACGUACUGCGGAAAUCGUACCCGACCGGAUGAGUUUGCUACAAGCGUUCAGCCUGUACCCACAACCUCAACACCUAGUCAACCUAGCCUGAAGCCUAUUACAUGUCCCGAUGACGGGUUUUAUCCCGAGUACACGGACCGUUGCAGUUCCCAUUUCUACACUUGUCUCGACGGCCAGUCCUUUUCCACUUAUUGUCCAUCCUACGGUGUCUUCGAGCCGGUCAACAGACGAUGUGUUUCACCAAACGCUUUGGCGUGCAAGAGUGCAACGCCAACAACUAGUGCGCCAAUAUUGUCAACGCCAUCCGCUACCAAAACGAGUGCCCCCGCGGCGACAACAAUUCCGCCAACAACAAUCCAUUUAACAACAGUGGUCACCAAAACAACCGUGGGAGGUUCAUUCGUCUGCCCGUCAAACGGAACUUACCCAGACCCAGCUCAAUGCUCAAAUUACUACGUGUGUGACAACGGCACCGCCUUCCUUUUCACUUGUCCGUCUGGACUUGUGUUCAAUCCAGCUGGUGGCGUUUGCGAUUGGCCCAGCAGCGUCCCUAGCUGCAAUGGUAAAUAGAAUGACGACGCCGUUUUUCUUAAAGAUGCUUUCCACCGCUGAAGCAUAAUAAUCAAACUUUGUUUUGCUCCACCAAACAAGUGUACUUACUAUAAUUUUUAAUGCAGAGAUGCGUUAUAUAUAAUUGGUUUGUUGUAUAACUGAUAUAUUGUGAACGUAGCUUAAUGUAAAGUAUACGUUCCCCAGUUGCUUUUAUUUCUAUAUGCGUAUGCCUUGUGAUAAAUCGAAUAAAAUGACGAAAGUCGUAAUGACACUU
Molecule: messenger RNA, 1129 nt
Organism: Daphnia carinata
Lineage: Eukaryota; Metazoa; Arthropoda; Branchiopoda; Diplostraca; Daphniidae
Product: probable chitinase 10
Exons: 6
Coding region: 58-873 (271 amino acids)
Cellular component (GO): extracellular region
Molecular function (GO): chitin binding
Source: RefSeq, a predicted model, not a curated record